Messenger RNA from Engraulis encrasicolus (European anchovy), 2503 nucleotides. RefSeq names its product ATPase Na+/K+ transporting subunit beta 2a (gene atp1b2a). Lineage: Eukaryota; Metazoa; Chordata; Actinopteri; Clupeiformes; Engraulidae. Gene Ontology annotation, biological process: potassium ion import across plasma membrane; sodium ion export across plasma membrane; intracellular sodium ion homeostasis. Gene Ontology annotation, cellular component: sodium:potassium-exchanging ATPase complex. Bases 388 to 1266 code for a protein of 292 amino acids. The record is from RefSeq and is a predicted model, not a curated record. The transcript is spliced from 7 exons. Gene Ontology annotation, molecular function: ATPase activator activity.
GCGAGCACGCUUAAAAGCCUCAGCGCGUUUUACCGCAGUAUCACUGGACUUACCCGCGCGCGCUGCGACACUCCGUCCGGUUUUCAGGGGGGAGGAAAAAAAGGUUUGCUCGUUCACUGAGCCACGCGCAAUUUUUCGUUAAUAUCAUUUUAAACCACAACAGGUGGACGGCCGCUAUUUCCCCGAGGCACAUUUCAUUUGAGGUCGCCGACAUUUUUUUCUUUUCUCGUCUCCAUUCGCCGGGACCGGACGGAUUGCCUCAGGGCGCGCGGUGUUCCGUUAUUACACGGUGCUGUCUCCUACUUCCAUCUUCGCCUAGUCAGUAAUUUCUCCAUCCGCGCCGCGAGUCGUAGCGUGUAGUACACCAGACCCCCUCUGCCCGAAACCAUGGCCAAGGAAGACGACAAGGGAGGCAACGGAGGAUGGAAGGAGUUCUUCUGGAACCCACGGACGCACGAGGUGAUGGGGAGGACGGCGAGCAGCUGGGGCUUGAUUAUCCUGUUCUACAUUGUCUUCUACACGUUCCUGGCUGGGAUGUUCGCCCUGACGAUGUACGUGAUGCUCCUCACCCUUGAUGACUACAACCCCACCUGGCAGGACCGCCUUGCUGUCCCAGGUAUGAUGAUCCGACCAAAGACGAACAUGUUGGAGAUUACUUACAAGAUCGAGGACACUGAGAGCUGGGACGCUUAUGUUCAGAAGCUGGACAGCUUCCUUGCCCCCUACAACAACUCCGUGCAGGCCCUGAACAAUGACGUGUGCAACCCGGACGUCUUCAACAUCCAGGAGGACAGCGGAGAGGUGCGCAACAACCCCAAGCGCUCCUGCCAGUUCAACCGCACCAUGCUGGGCGAGUGUGCCGGCCUGCCUGACGAGAACGGCGUCCGCGACAGCUACGGCUAUGCCACCGGACAGCCCUGUGUCUUCAUCAAGCUCAACCGGGUCAUCGGGAUGCUGCCGGGCAAGGGACAAUCUCCCUAUGUCACCUGCGGGGCUAAGAGGGAUGAUAGUGCUGAGCUGGGAGAGAUGGCGUACUACCCCAACAACGGGACCUUCAACCUCAUGUACUACCCCUACUAUGGCAAGCGAGCACAGGUGAACUACUCCCAGCCCCUGGUGGCCGUCAAGUUCCUGAACGUGACCUUCAACCAGGACCUGAACAUCGAGUGCAGGAUCAACUCCGACACCAUCACCAACGUCAACCAGGAGAGGGACAAGUUUGCGGGCCGCGUGUCCUUCAAGCUGAGAAUCAACAAGAACCAAUAAGUGGCUCCGUUCCCGUUCCCGUUUCUGCCCCCGCCCCUGUCCCGACCCACACACUUCCUGCCAAACAAAACAAAAAAAAAUGCACGUGCGCAGCACCUACACACGCACACACACACAAACACACACACACACACACAGAAAAAAACAAUGCACACACAGAUGCAACACAGACACAUACACAACUCUUCAACACACACAAAUGUUGCAGUUUUACACACAUAUCACACACGUACACGCGUCUAUACUCUUCAAAUAUAUGAAUCAGCAUACAUUUAUACGUUUACAGUUUACAUACACAUAAAUAUACACACACACACGGACACACAUAGACACACGCACAUAAUUCUCUGCACGCACAAACGCUCGCACAGUCAAGCAAUGUUUUCUACCUGUGUCCUCUCCUCACCUGUAGUGAUUGUGACCUUUCCCACACUUACUACUUCCUGUGUCAGAGGGCGCAAGGGUUGCUGGGUAGCGUAGUUUGAGCAUCCCAGUGGUCAGUCCUUUCCUCUUUGGUUUCAACCUCUGUUCAUUCUACAGCAGAGAGAGAGAGAAAGGACCCCCACCUCCUUAGUGUGUGGCGUAUGUGUUUAUGCGUGUGUCUCUGUGUGUGUUUGGUGGUGUGUGUGUGUGUGCGCGCGGGUAUGUGCGUGCAUGUGUGUGCGCGUGUGUCUCCAUUGAUAAUCUGACAAACCGUUUACUGCAUUGUUCACCCCACUAACAGUUCCUGCCAAGACAUCCAAUCACAGCUCACCCAAUCAGAAGCAGGAGGAGGGACUUAAGUUAGUAAGAAUGUGGUGGUGAUUGGUUUGUGACCAAGGGCACACAGCAUUAUGGAUAACUCCAUUUAGCCAUAUAAGUCUGCUACACCAAUGAUAUUACACUUGUGAAAAUCAGAUGAGUUAUGUUGUAAGCAACUGGAGUUCUUUUUUGCGGAUCUUGUGAGGUGUUUCGUCCCUGACCUGAGGGACCUCAGCUCAGCUGUGGUGUGUUUUGUCAGCAUCAGACCUACAGGUAGUGGUAAACCUGCUAAUAGAUAGACUGCAGGUGUCAUUUAAUUAAGAAAACAAGGCCUCCAUGCUCUUCUAUUAGAUGAUUUACCACUACCACAAUGUUACAUCAGUAGUUUACAACUACCACAACUAAGCCAGAUUCUUGGAAUACCCCCCAAGCAGUCCAGAACUGAGGAAGCCUCUAAUUUAAUGGAGAUCUUUCAAACGUCUUUCAAUGUGCUUAA